Molecule: messenger RNA, 3894 nt
Organism: Lytechinus variegatus (green sea urchin)
Lineage: Eukaryota; Metazoa; Echinodermata; Echinoidea; Temnopleuroida; Toxopneustidae
Product: ubiquitin conjugation factor E4 B-like
Exons: 27
Coding region: 175-3561 (1128 amino acids)
Biological process (GO): protein polyubiquitination
Cellular component (GO): ubiquitin ligase complex; cytoplasm; nucleus
Molecular function (GO): ubiquitin-ubiquitin ligase activity
Source: RefSeq, a predicted model, not a curated record
GCAGCCUGCAAUUCGCAAGCCUCGGCCGGAUACUCGAAUAUAUGUACGUUGCAAUAUGGCGAAUUGAUCGAAAUGAAUGAAAGAAUUUAUCAUCUGUAAUUUGACAAACACGAUCCAGCCGCACCUAGUAUUUUCAUCUUUUAAGGAACAAAUUUUCCGACAAACAACCUAGAAAUGAGUGAACUUACACCAGAUGAGAUUCGUCGGAGGCGUCUAGCUCACCUAGAUAGAAGUCCUGCUGGUCCGGUAGCUAGGGUGACUCCAAGCCAGGAAUCUAAUGUGGACCAGCCAGCGACACCUACUUCUCCAACACAACUUGGAGCAAGCCCAAUUAGAGCCCCAAGACCUCCACUGGUUGUCGAUGUUACUGAAUCUUCAGCAAGCUGUAGUGAUCUAGGAAGGGGAAGCUCCGUAGAGGGCGCUCAGAGUAAUACAAGCAGCCAAUCACCAAUCUCAGAGGAACCUAUGCCUAGCUUAGACAGCAGUGGGAUAGGGAGCCUAGACCCUGAUCCUCCACAAAGUGUUGACAUGGAUUUCCAAUCGGCAUGUGAUGUAGGGUCUCUAUCUCAGAUGGAUGUGGAUUCUGGUAUUGAGACAACAGAAGUAGAAGAAGCUCCCUCGGCAAAAAAGAAGUCUCCCCCUCGUUUGCUGUUAUGUGGAGUAAGUGAACACACCCUGUUGAUGGUUAUGUCUAAAGUGUUUCAUAUAUCAUGGAAGGAACAGGGUUCAGGUGUCCUUUAUCUCAAGGGGCUGGCAGCAGAGUUUGCUGAGGAUCCGACAAAAGUGUUUGGGAGCAUGGAAGACUUGGUGUGUUUGGUUCUGAUGGAGGUACUCACAUUACAUUCAUCCAGUGGAAAUCCAUACUCUAAUCUACCAGAAUCUCAGGCAGCUAGUCCAAGCGGACCUUCCACAUCAUCCGCAUCAACUGGUAUCCAACGUGAAGCAGAGAUGUUGAACUACCUGGUACAGUGUGUACAAAGAACUGCCGCAGAGGAAAGAUCAGCUUCUGAAGUUUACAGACAGUAUCCAGCCAUGAGAGACCUAUUACAAGCUGCUAGGCAUCAAUGUGUAUGUCAUGCUGCACUUCUACUACAGGGAAUCUUUACUCAACCUAGGUCAACUACCGAUCAAUCUCCGCUAUUACCAAUGUUAGAAGAACUCAAUAUGCCAGGAAGCUUCCUUCAAGAGCUUGUACUCCAAAGUAAUUAUGAUCCCCAAGGAUUUAAAAGUAUAUUUUACCCUGUCAUCAUUGGACUAGUACAGAAACUUCAACGAAGCUCACUAUCCUCAGAUGAAUACAGGACACCUCUCAUGAUUUUAAGUGAACUAUGCAGAAUAAAAGUUGGCAAUUCAAGACCUAUUUGUGGCCUUUUGGCCUCAUCACCUCUCUGGUUACCUGAUCCUGUUAGCAGUGCUGCCGGACGAGAGCUGGAACAAUUAUCCCUUCUAGGAGCUUGCUUGAGACUCUCCGUCUUUGCUGAAGAUGAUCAAAAAGUAGCAGACAAAUACUUUGCUACCACUACAGACAGUGCAAGACUGGCCGCUGAUACUCUUCAACGAAUACUGGAUCAAGUUAGGGUUGAACAGCAUCACAUUGUACAUAGCAUACUGGUAAACAGUGCAACUAGAGAAUCAAUGCUAACAUUCCUAAGUAAUGUGUUAUCAAGAAACAACAAGAGAGCUCAAAUGCAGGUUGAUGAAAGUCAGGUUGCAGGGGAUGGUUUCAUGCUCAACCUACUCGCCAUCUUUCAUAGACUAAGCCAGAAGAUCCAACUGAGCAAGGUUGACGUACGAUACACACACCACCCAAAGACUAGGGUGGAUGUCUCUCAAGAAACUAAGAUGAACAUGACGGAACAGGAGGCCCAGGAGUGGCUCAAAAGCAUCAAGCCCGAGACGUGGGUGGAUCCCAAGUUCCCAACGGAGUGCUACUUCAUGACCCUUCACUGCCAGCACCUUGCCCUCUUACCAGCCUGCAGACACUACUCCCAACGGAUUCGAACACUGAGGGAGCUCGCCAGGCUGACAGAGGAUCUACAGAACCAGGAACCCCAGUGGAAGGGGACUCCCCUGGAGCGCAGGAACAGGCAGCUCCUUGAGCGUUGGAAGUCACAGACGAAGAAAAUUGAGAAGGCUAAAGUGUGUGCUGAUGCGGGUCUGUUGCAUGAGAAUCUCUUGCGAGGUUCAUUCCAGUUCUAUGGCACCGUCAUGUCUCUUCUGGUGGGUCUUGUUAGUCCCAAUGGACCAAGCCUUCCGUUACCAACAGACAUUCCUCCUGAAUUUGCUGCUCUGCCAGAAUACUACAUAGAAGAUAUUGCUGAAUUUCUUCUCUUUGUGGUUCAACACAUGCCUCAAAUCUUGGAAGACACUGCCCAACAUGAUAUGGUUCCUUUCCUACUAACCUUCAUGUGUUCUAGUCAGUAUCUCAAGAAUCCUUACCUUGUUGCUAAGCUUGUAGAGGUAUUCUUUGUGCUUAGUCCAGCUGUUCAACCAAAAACUGCCAAGCUCUUUGAGGCCAUUCAACUCCACUCGCUAGCCAUUCCGCAUCUUGUUCCCGCACUCAUGAAAUUCUAUACUGAUAUUGAGACAACGGGAGCAAGCAGUGAAUUCUAUGACAAGUUCAGUAUCCGUUACCAUAUCAGUAUAAUCUUCAAAGCUCUCUGGAGGAUUCCCUUACACCAAGAUGUCUUUGUAAAGACCAGCGAGGUGCAAGAUUCAAACUUUGUUCGAUUUAUCAACAUGCUGAUGAAUGACACCACGUUUCUCCUUGAUGAGAGCAUUGGUUGCCUGAAACGCAUCCAUGAGAUUCAAGAAGUCAGGAAGGAUCAACAGAAAUGGAGGGAACUUUCUCAGGAUGAGCAGCAGAGCCGAACUCGUCAGCUUUCUUCUGAUCAGCGUCAAUGCCGAUCCUACCUCACACUUGCCAAUGAGACUCUAGAGAUGUUCAACUACCUCACUGUACAUAUCAAGAAACCCUUCCUAAGACCGGAGCUGUGCAGUCGUCUUGCCGUCAUGCUAAACUCCAACCUUCAGCAGCUAUGCGGCCCAAGGUGCAAUGAUCUCCGUGUUGAGAACCGUGAGAAGUAUGGUUUCGAGCCACGUAAGAUGCUUGAUCAAUUGACCACUAUCUAUCUCAACCUGGACAGUAAAGAACUUGUAGAGGGCAUCGCUGCGGAUGAGAGAUCCUUUUGCCAGGAUAUCUUCGCUGAAGCCAUCCUCAUUAUGAAUCGGAACAAUAUCAAGUCCUCAUCGCAGAUCCAGCAGUUCUCUGAUCUAUCUCAGAGGGCUCAAAGAUUGGCCGAGAUGAAUCGACAGACGGACCUUGAUCUGGAAGACGCUCCUGAUGAAUUUAGAGAUCCACUGAUGGCGACGUUGAUGGAGGACCCGGUGACGCUACCAUCUGGUAAUGUCAUGGACCGCUGUGUGAUAGAGCGCCAUCUAUUGAACUCACAGACAGACCCGUUCAACCGUAGUCCUCUCAGCAGUGAUAUGCUGAUACCAGCCACUGAACUCAAGGAGAGGAUACAAGCAUGGAUCCAAUCAAAGAUUAGGAAAAAUUGAUGGUCGGAUCAAACCUACAACAUAAACCAACCAAACCAUAUCAAUCCAACAACUCAACCCAGGUCCAAGCACAGCUCGCUUCCAGAGUCAGCAUGGAUUAGCCAUCGCAAACCUGAUGGCAAUGAAGUGGGGAAUGCAUAGAAUACUGCUUCAGGGAUUAUUCUUACAAUUAUGAUUGAUCCAAAUGAUCUCAGCUAUGGAAAGCUAUAUAUCACAUAAUACCUUCAUCAAAGAACAUCCUGUGUAAGCAUUAAUUAGCCAUUGUAAACCUGACAAAUAGUGUGUAACAUCAGGGCCUUGAUAAUACUACUACUAAUAAUAUAGGUAUAUUUA